AGAGUCCUGCUGAUUACCUGAUUAUUUGAAUCAGGUGCGUUGGACCAGGGACACACAUCAAAAUUUGCAGGACAACAGACCUCAAGGACUGGAAUCUGGAAUUGAAGAUCCCUGCUCUAGGAAACUAUUUCAAAGAUGUACCGACUGACCCUGCUGAACCUGGCUCUGUUGCUCUGCUCAUCAUCCUUUGUAAAUGGAGGGAAGGUUCUAGUGUUUCCCUUAGAUGGAAGCCACUGGGUCAACAUGAACGUCAUCGUUGAAGAGCUUUAUGCCAGAGGCCAUGAAGUCACCGUAGUGCGACCAUCAGAUGCCUGGUACAUUAAACCAGAGUCCCCCCACUACAAGGCCAUUACAAUCAACACUUCGGCAGGGUUUGAGAAAGAAAACUUUGAGUUAUAUGUAACAAGAACCCUAAAUAUGAGGCGCAGAGGUGCAUCUUUCUGGACUCGGCUAUGUCUCGAAUAUGAUCUCAUGACACAGUUCUAUAAGAUGCAUGAACAAGGACUUAAAAUGGUAGAGGAUAUUUUUGAAGAUGACAAACUGAUGCAGAGCCUCAAUGACGCCAAAUAUGAUUUGGUUCUUACUGAUCCUGCAACUGGUGGAGGUGUGCUUUUAGGUCACCGUUUGGGUCUUCCACUUGUCUUUAAUGUCAGAUGGACGAUUCAGGGUGAGGGGCAUCAAGCUAUUGCACCUUCCCCUCUCUCCUAUAUCCCCGUACCAGGGUCAGAACUUACGGAUAGAAUGACAUUCAUUCAGCGGGUCAAAAAUUUACUCUAUUAUAUUAUCUCUAGCUUCCAAAUUUGGUACAUCACAGAACCAAACUACAAACCCUUUGUCCAUCGUCACUUUGGCAAAGACGUACAUUACAUGGAGCUGUUUCAGGCGGCCGACAUUUGGCUGAUGAGAAAUGACUUCACCUUUGAGUUUCCACGACCAACAAUGCCAAACAUCGUCUACAUGUCAGGAUUCCAGUGUAAACCCUCCAAACCUCUCCCCAAAGAACUGGAGGACUUUGUGCAGAGCUCAGGGGAACAUGGUGUCAUUGUGAUGACACUGGGGACGCUGGUGGAACAACUUCCUGAGGACCUGACUGAGGACAUUGCUGCUGCUUUUGCUGAGCUUCCUCAGAAGGUGAUCUGGAGGCACAAAGGAAAGAAACCAUCCACCCUUGGUAACAAUACCUUACUCCUGGACUGGUUGCCCCAAAAUGACCUCCUGGGUCACCCCAAAACCAAAGUGUUUGUGGCUCAUGGAGGCACCAAUGGAGUGCAAGAAGCCAUUUAUCAUGGUGUCCCCCUGGUCGGCUUGCCCCUCAUGUUUGAUCAGCAAGACAACUUCUUCAGGAUGGCAUCAAGAGGGGUGGCCAAAGUCGUUGACAUCGUAAAAGUAAACAAAGACAUCUUCCUGGAGGCUCUGAAGGAAGUUCUCUAUGAACCUUCCUACAAAGAGAAGAUGAAGGAGCUGUCCAGUCUCCACAGAGAUCAGCCCAUGAAGCCUCUGGACCGAGCCAUGUUCUGGAUUGAGUUUGUCAUGAGGCACAAAGGAGCGGCCCAUUUGAGAACAGAGUCCUACAAGAUGUCCAUGAUCCAAUACCACUCCAUCGAUGUUUUGGGGUUCCUGCUGGCAAUUGUUCUGCUGCUCUUUGCUGUUUUUAUUUCUGCGGGCAAAUUUCUCUGGAAAAAAAUACUUCAUAGAAGCAAAGCUAAAGAGGAAUGAUGAAACUGCUUUAGGUCAGAAGCAGCUGUAUCUCAAACAAUGGAACUGAUUACUAUGUAUGGUAUAUUUUUGCAUCUUCCAGUACAGAUUAUUCAGCAGUAAAUUAACCCAGUUUCUAAAGAAAAUUGUCCUACUCUUUAGAAAUAAUAAGGACACCAUGUAUCUGUUGUUUUGGUCACAUCUUCCUUUUGAGCUCAUCUGAAACUAUAAAUAAUUGACAAAGUUAAAUGGAAAAACAUGUUUUUUGAAUAGGAACAAACAGAAUUUCAGAACAUUGUUUAAAAUGUUUUGCAGGUAUGCUUGUUCUUUCCUAAUAUUUCAAACCAUGGAUUUAAAGUUGCCAAUCUAAGAAAUGUGUCUUUAACAAUAAAUAAAAUGUUAUUUUGUAACCA
This is a messenger RNA of Fundulus heteroclitus (mummichog), 2108 nucleotides long. RefSeq names its product UDP-glucuronosyltransferase 2B31. Bases 136 to 1716 code for a protein of 526 amino acids. Gene Ontology annotation, molecular function: UDP-glycosyltransferase activity. NCBI's taxonomy places the organism in Eukaryota, Metazoa, Chordata, Actinopteri, Cyprinodontiformes, Fundulidae. The transcript is spliced from 2 exons. The record is from RefSeq and is a predicted model, not a curated record.